This is a messenger RNA of Scatophagus argus, 2363 nucleotides long. RefSeq names its product serine protease 23 (gene prss23). Gene Ontology annotation, biological process: proteolysis. The record is from RefSeq and is a predicted model, not a curated record. NCBI's taxonomy places the organism in Eukaryota, Metazoa, Chordata, Actinopteri, Scatophagidae. Bases 538 to 1695 code for a protein of 385 amino acids. Gene Ontology annotation, molecular function: serine-type endopeptidase activity. The transcript is spliced from 3 exons.
UUAGUAGGCUACACAAGUUUGUAGCCUACAGACAUUUCACCAAGAGGCUUUCAUGGUGUUUGAGUGAAAUGUCUUAUUUGCCAUAUUUUACUGGACUUUUUCCCUUAUGAUGAACUGCAACUUUGGUGAUCCCUUAACGUUCUCUCCAGGGUAUCAUCUGUUAGCAGAAAGGACGGAGGCGGGGCGCUAGGACCUUGAGGCACGGCGCUUCAGAGCGGGUAAACACGUCUUUUCAGACAAGAGACUUUUAUUUUUGGCCGUCUGUCUGUCUGAGCUGGUCAGGUUUCUGAAGAAGACAUCCCGAGACACCCGGCACAUGUCGCUUUAUUUGUACACGCUGCGACAGAGCGAGCGAGAUUUCCCCUCUGGAGGACAGGCUCGGAGAUAGAGAGGAGGGAGAAACUACCUGCCGGUCACCGAGGAUGAUGAGGAAAACCUGGGAAGUGAUCCUGAAGGGCUCGUCUGAUGGAGAGGAAAACUUGACUGAGAUGUAAACCGGGACCAGAUCUCUGACCAGGAGUGUUUUCUGUCACCGCGAUGACGCCACGUGAGAGCUGCCUCUCGACUCACCUGCUCCUGUUCCUCCAGCUCGUCCUCCCUCUCACCCUGUCCUUCCUGCACCCUCCUCACCAACCCCAAGUCCACGUCCCCACGCUGGUGCCCCAUGCACCAAUGCCUCUCAUCCGCCCCCGUUUCAGCGCUCACACUCAACUGGACUUCUCCACUCACUGCAACUCGAGCUGCUUCCACAGAGGAGAGUGGGAGGCCCAGAGGGAGCAGCUCACGGAGAAGCUGGCCUUUGAGACGCUGUAUGCUGACGGCUCCCGCACUCUCACUACGGUAGAUGUGGAGGGUGAUGAGGAGUUUGGAAAGGGCACGGAUCACUUUGCUCCGCAGCGGAGAGGAUCAAGAGAUAAACGCAGGCACAAACGUGUGAGGCGGCAGAUCUACGGAGCAGACGGACGUUUUAACAUCCAAGGUGACAAGUUCCUGUUGGACUACCCUUUCUCCACAGCUGUGCGGAUCUCCACCGGCUGCACCGGCGUUCUUGUGUCUCAGCAGCAUGUCCUCACAGCUGCCCACUGUGUGCAUGAUGGGAAGGAUUAUGUCAAGGGGGCACGGAAGCUCAGGGUGGGCUUCCUGAUUCCUCCGUCCAUCAAUGCUACCAAGGCCGGCCUCGCUUCCGCCAAGAAGCCUAUGGUCCGCUGGGUGAGGGUGAAACGUACCCGUGUGCCAAAGGGCUGGAUCCAGGGCCCUCAGGAGAUCAGCAUGGACUUUGAUUAUGCCCUGCUGGAGCUGCGUUGGCCUCACAGACGUCCUUUCAUGCGUCUCUCCGUGGCUCCCUCCUCUGACGACCUGGCAGGGAAGCGCAUCCACUUCUCUGGUUUUGACAGCGACAGGUCCGGGGAGCUGGUGUACAGAUUUUGUCCUGUGGAAGAAGAGUCCAGUGACCUGAUAUACCAGCACUGCGAUGCCCGACCCGGAGCGAGCGGCUCUGGGGUGUAUGGAAGAGUAUGGGACAACAGUUUAGAGCGCUGGGAGAGGAAAGUCAUUGGCAUUUUCUCUGGACACCAGUGGCUGGAGAUAGACGGGGAGAACCGGGAUUAUAAUGUGGCCGUGCGCAUCACUCCUCUGAAGUUUGCUCAGAUCUGUUACUGGCUGCACGGCAACGGACUAGACUGUGGACAGGACUGAGAAGGGACAAAAGUAGGUCAAAAGGACAAGGAGGAGGUUUUGAAAGUAUAGUAUGAAAAACACAAGAAAGCACUAAGUGACUGUAAAAAAAAAUGCGUAGUGAAGUGUCUAAGUUCCCCUAAACAAAGAGUGAAACUGGAGUAAAUCCAUACAAAAACAACAUCCGUCAGUGACGCACCAGUAGAGCAGAACUACUCACUGACUUCACUGAGUUAUUUCUCUCAUGGGUUUAAUCGGCUCCAUGUAACCUCUGGGCCUUUUAAACAACUCUGUCUGUGAGAUCAUCACCACGGCAUCUUUUAAUAUGUUUUUGCCCGCAGUCAUAUUAUUAACACAGUGUUUCCACAGUAUUAACUUAAACCACUUUUUACAAGAGGGGGAAAAAAAAACGCUUUUCCUAGUGUGUCAGUAGUACCAGAUAAUUUUCCUACUGUGGAUGACAGCAGCCUGUUGCCAUUUUGCCUUUUACAUCUUUCCCACUCUCUUUCCUGACUUUGGGGAAAUGGUUUAUUUUAUUUUAUUUUAUUUUUCUAAAGCUCUUCAAAGAUCAUUCUGUUCAUUAACGUUUCGGCAGACAGUAGGCUCUUCUCAGUGCAGACUGGACAGAAUGUUAAUUUUAUUUUUUAGAAAAAUGCUUGAUAUAUUUUAAUAAAGAGAUUUAUAACAUU